Messenger RNA from Diaporthe batatas, 2426 nucleotides. RefSeq lists its product as uncharacterized. NCBI's taxonomy places the organism in Eukaryota, Fungi, Ascomycota, Sordariomycetes, Diaporthales, Diaporthaceae. Gene Ontology annotation, cellular component: mitochondrion. Gene Ontology annotation, biological process: L-valine biosynthetic process; L-leucine biosynthetic process. Gene Ontology annotation, molecular function: branched-chain-amino-acid:2-oxoglutarate transaminase activity. The record is from RefSeq and is a predicted model, not a curated record. The coding region runs from base 1012 to 2244 and encodes 410 amino acids. The transcript is spliced from 4 exons.
GUCUUCCCACCCCGGACGACUUGUAGCACUCUAGAAUUUUCUGCCGCAGGAAAUUUUCAAACAAUUUCUCGCCGAGCACGGGAUGGCCGGGAAAGAUUGGUUUGUUUUCUCCUACCAAGCCUUCCCGGGCCCGCGUUGCGGCCGCAGCAGGGCGACCAUGAUAUGAAUGCGGUGGACGGGACGGGACGGGACUGCAACAUUUCAGGAACAAGACUGACUCUCGAUAUGAAUAGCACACAUGUCAAGACGGGCACAACACCAAAGGCCAUCUUGUAGUUUAUGAUACGAUCAAAUUCUAUCUGGCCUUAAAUUAAUUAUAUUGGGAUUUGGCUUUCAUCGGAGUGAAUCUGACUCGAAGGCACCAAAUGCACCGGCCGCGAUCUGGACGUCAGAGAACCACCGGCCGUCCCGCAGCUAUCAGAACACAUCAACGCCCAGACGCCCAGCGAUAUGAGACGUUGAGAAGCAUGACCAGUAGUGCAGGGUUCUGGUAAAAGGAAGGCGCCAGUCUUGUCAAGAUGAGGAAGGCGGUAGGAAAGGGGUAGGACUAGACCAAGCGCGCCUAGAUCCGGCAUACCACCUCAAGUGCUCCCAUCCAUUGCCGCACAGGAGGGAGGGAGGAGCCUCACCUCAGCAGCACUGCCUGUCCAUGCGCAUGUGCGCACCAGGAACAGCCGUUCCGGUACACGGAGCCUGUAUAUCUGUGUUUGCAUUAUCAGACUAACUCACCGUCUAUUGUCCAUCUGAAUCAAGCUGCCAUUGGCCAAUGAGUCACCUGCCCCCUGGAUCGGGAUGAACGUGUGUAGCAUAUUCUUAUAAGAUCAAUUGAUGCCUCGCUUGACGUUUGCCAGGCUGUUUACUUGCUUCUCCAUACUCACUACCACGUUCCAUUGUGACCCGUAAUUACACCGUGACUUGACAAGCUCUUGUGUUGGUCCCCAUUGUCGACUCCUUGCUUUAUCCAUCACCUCCAUCUUCUCACUUUAGUGGGUAGUGACACACCCACCCACCAUGGCUCCCGGCUUGAUCACCCCUACUACACCUUCAUCGGAGGUAGACCUCACCACCACGGCCAUCGAGCACAAGCUGGAGAAGAUCAACGCACCCUCCGAGCUGGCCGAGCUGGACGCCUCCAAGCUCACCUACACUCUCACCAAGAACCCACGUCCAGUGCCUGAAGAGGCAACGGCCUGCUCCGGAACGGAAACAAUAUGCUCCGAUCACAUGAUUACUGCGUCCUGGUCCGCCUUCACUGGCUGGGCUGCCCCUGAACUCAAGCCCUACGGGCCCCUCAGCCUGAUGCCCACAGCCUCGUGCCUCCACUACGCAACCGAGUGCUUCGAGGGCCUCAAGGCUUACCGCGGCUUCGACGGCAAGCUGAGGCUGUUCCGCCCCGACUGCAACGCCGAGCGGUUCCUCAUGUCUAGCACCCGCGUCAGCCUCCCAGGCUUCCCCCCAGCAGAGCUCGAGCGCCUCAUCAUCGCCCUCAUGGCCGUCGACGGGCCCAAGUGGCUCCCGCGCGACCGCCCGGGCAGCUACCUCUACAUCCGGCCCGCCAUGAUCGGCACGCAGGCGCAACUGGGCGUGCAGGCGCCCAAGGAGGCCCUUCUUUUCAUCACCAUGUCCUUCAUGCCGCGCAUGGACAUGCCCCACGGCGGCAUGAAGCUGCACACCAACCCGGACGACAUGAUCCGCGCGUGGGUGGGCGGGUUCGGCUACGCCAAGCUGGGCGCCAACUACGGGCCCAGCCUGCUCGCGACCCAGGAGGCACGCAACCGGGGGUUCGGCCAGAUCCUCUGGUUGUACGGCCGCGAGGGCUACUGCACCGAGGCCGGCGCGUCCAACUUCUUCGUCGUGUGGCGGUCCAAGGAGACGGGCAGGACGCAGCUGGUCACGGCGCCCCUUGACGACAAGCUCAUCCUCGACGGUGUCACGAGGAGGAGUAUCUUACAGCUUGCGCGCGAGAGGCUGGGCGACGAGGUGGAGGUCGUGGAGAGAAAGUACACCAUCGACGAGGUCCUCGAGGCAGCCAGCGAAGGACGGAUGAUUGAGUCAUUCGCGGCGGGCACAGCUUUCUUCGUCUGCCCUGUAUCCCUCGUCCACCACAGAGGGAAAGACAUCAGCUUUGGCAUGGGCGGUGGGGAGGGGGGAAGGUAUACCCAGACCAUCAAGAAGUGGAUGAAGGAUAUCAUGUAUGGCGGCGAAGACCACGCAUGGGGUGUUGUGGUACGAGAGGAGGUAUAAACAUUUGAACUAAUACUUUGGUCUUUUUGGGUCUCAAUUUCGGUCGGCAAAAGCAUCACAGGAGGCGUUGUGGUCCUGAGGACUCAGGAGUGCGUAUAUUUGACAAAGAAAUUUCAGUCAGGGACGAUAGUCCAUCAGUUUUGAGCUAAACAAGCAAUACCGGAUAGAUGGACUUUUGUUCC